CAUGUUUCAUGAACUAUACAUGAAUAAGGAUGUCUCCGACUCAGAUCCACCUAUUUUCUGCGCACUGUGCAUGUAUUCUGGGAAAUGUAGCAAGUGUUGGUAGGUGUGGCAUCUCCGUUGCAUUAAUGACGGCAAAGCAGGGCCUUCGGUCGAUAUCGUGUCUGGCAUGACGAUUAGGCACAGAUCAACAACCUGCUCUGGUUACAGGAACUGCUUGUGGGAAGAAGACGGUACGGAUUGACGACGGUAAGUCACAUGCAAGCGGUAAAGAAGAGGAAGAAACAUUGAUCAUGUUGAUUCCGUCACCAUACAGUAGGGUUCUGCCGUCGUAUAAAGGGGAAAGUGGAGGACCCUUUCCGGUGACCAGGUGUGCUGUGACACCUAAAAGAACAAAGCAAGAAAGAGAACUUGAGCCUGACCAGGGACCUCACUAGAGCUCUUUUCAGUCAUCAAACAGCAUAGCACGAAGAAGUGCAGUUGCCAAAGGGCAAGCAGGUAACAUGGGAGAAGAGGAGAAGAAGAAGAAGAAACAUAAGCACAAGGACCAGAAGAGCCAGCCACAAAAGCCUCCUCGCCGAGACAAGUCUGCGACGGGCGACCCUCACUUCAAGCCGAGCGCCGACGUCAAGGGCAUCCGCUUCGGCGGCCAAUUCGUGGUCAAGUCGUUCACCGUCCGGCAGGCGACGCCGCUGGAGCUGCUGCGGCUUCUGGACAUCCCCCCGUCCUGCCUCAGCCAGUGCCAGAGCCUUCCCUUCCCUUCCACCACCACGUACCUGCCCACCAACUUCACCAUCUUGGCCCAUCAUGCAUGGCACACGCUCACCCUCGGCCUGGGCACCAACAAGUCCAAGGCGGUGAUCUUCGUCUUCGAGUCGGAGAGCAUGAAGGUGGCGGUGGACCGGCUGUGGCCGCGCAUGAUCCCGCUGGGGGACGUCAACAAGAGGCUCAUCCGGGGGCUCGCCGGCUGCGAGAUGUCGCGGUUCAAGUUCCGAAAAGGGUGCCUGACGUUCUACGUCUACGCCGUGCGGCGGCUGGGAGCUGCCGGCUUCUCUUGCGCCGACGACCUACGAAGGAUCCUCGAGGCGGUCGUGGCCCUCAAGGACUUCUUGGACCACACGGCCAUGCUCGCACUGCCCAGCCAACGAAGCAUCGCUUUCCCGAAUCCCGUUGCAAUGGCACACUAAGAUUUGUUCCUCCCUCUCUCUCUCUCUCUCUCUCUCUCUCUCUCUCUCUCUCUUUGAUGCCUUUCAAUUCUUUGACGGCCACAGCCACUUAAAUCUCCAUAGUUCUUUUUCUCUCCUUCGAUGUGAGAAUCGCCCUUGUUUCAGUGAAAAGUGAGAUUACUUGUGCAUGCGAA
This is a messenger RNA of Musa acuminata AAA Group (dessert banana), 1357 nucleotides long. RefSeq lists its product as uncharacterized. The transcript is spliced from 2 exons. Bases 501 to 1184 code for a protein of 227 amino acids. Lineage: Eukaryota; Viridiplantae; Streptophyta; Magnoliopsida; Zingiberales; Musaceae. The record is from RefSeq and is a predicted model, not a curated record.